AUGCCAGCAGAGCUCCAUCCAUGGGAGGAAGAAGAAAUGACGAACCUCACUUUGUCAAGCCUCCCAAGACUAAUGCGAAAGUCAUAGCUCUACAGCCCCACUGCUUACAAAACGACAAUACGAUUAUGCAGGAGGCUGAUGCUGCCAGGAUUCGAGUUGUGACCGGUUUGAUCGCUCAACGGGUUAUCACAGCGCAGGGAAGAUGGGGUAUCUGGCGGGACGAAGCUAGGUGGAUGGCCAGAAAGGCUGGCGAGAAAGAACAUGGCUUCUUUUUCUUCAAUCUUUUGACUGGCUUUCUUGCCACGCACACCGAUUGGCUGAACGCAAUGAGUCCGGCAUGGUACCGUCGAAAGCACUAUCAACAACAAAAGGCCAAAGGCGAGGAUGAUUUGUCACUCCCAGCACGAACCAUCAUCAUUUCGUCAGACAAGAUGAUGGCAAGACGUCUCAUCUUCCUUCUUUCUGCUUUCUUGCCAUCACACCAGCACCUGUCUUCAGCCAGAGCUCACCGGCCGAGUACUUCGACCUCUUUCGGAGCUUUCUCCCAAUCGCCACCUUCGCUCAUUAUCCCAAUUCUCCGUGAAGAAUCAUUGCGGCGCAAGAUCAACCGACGAACAGGGCCAAGGAGAGUAUCGCAUUCCCGUACUGUUAGCCAAAGUACACGAGCCUCCGGUGUUCCACCUCAGCUUGCGCACUUGAGUAUGGAGAGCCAUCAUGAGAGGCGCGUCUCGGACGCUGCCUCGAUCCGAUCGAAUUUGCCUAUUCCUGGGAACGACCAGGUCAGUCGGAAAAGUAGUGCAGCAACGACGACCACCAUCACCCCAGAGACCACUAUUCCACACUUUGCAACUGCCCAAAGAUUCGAGACCCGAAGAAGUCUGAGACCCGGCAGCAGUGGCAGUGUUGCCGCGGACGACCUCAAAAGGACACUGAAGCGAGGUGAAAGCUCAGGACACGUCAGCUCGGCGAGUACUGACUCUCGCAUGUCGGGCUCACGUUGGGGUAGUGUUAUUAGCACGCUGUGGAAUGGAAAGAGGAGAGAUUCGACAGGCUUGACCACUCCUAGCCAGCCCUACAGCAGCAACCCUACAUCCCCUACCAAAUCAGGACCGGGAGGACGUCGCGAUAGGCUGGCAGAAAUGGUUCGGGAAGUCGGCCCUGAAGGAUAUCGCCGAACAGACGAUCGCUUUCACAAGACUGAGAGCAAUGGCAACGGGCCUACAACACCGCGUGGAUUCGAUGAUCAGGCCGUCGAAGAUGCCCCUGAGAGGGUUCCCUUCCCCGAGCGAGUCCCUGACCCCAGUGGUGACUUCCGUUCGCCAGUCAAAACAUCAAUCAAUGCGGAGGACGGGGUAAUCGACGUUGACAUUCCCUUCCCGGACUACAUUACGUCUUUCGAAACCGCGGUCAGUUCACCGUCGAGUAGUGGCUAUCUGUCAACGCCGGGCAUUGGCAAUGGUUUGGAAGGCUUUGAGCAGUUUUCCCGCAUUACCAUUGACGGCGAUUCGCCGAUGAAUGUUGCCGGCUUCCUCCAGCGGUAUCAUCAGGACUUCAUCCUCCAGGCGGUCCCCCCUCAGGACACCCUCAUGGAGGACAUCAAGAAGUCUAUGCGCGCCGAGCCGACUCCGUUCAUUACGCAGCCCUUCUACUCUGCUGAGCAGCCUGCCGAUCGAUGGGUUGACGUCAGCAGCGCUCUCAUUGCAGAUACGACGACGCAUACGAUCAAGCGAAUUCGAUACCGCCGGCUCAUUCGACCGAAGCCAUUCACGGACAGGUCAGCACCUCUCGGAUCUGCAGGUUCCAGCGCCUAUGGCACUGCUCCCAUGACGCCGUCUAUUCUCCCCUACGAAACGCAGCUGGACGAUGAGUUUAUCGAAGAGCCGAUUGCUAGCCUCGACGAGGUUCUCAUUGACGCUGUCGAGAGAGUCAUUGCGCAGAGUAACGAAGUGAGCAAACAGAGCUCAUCAAACUCGUCCCGGUCAACGAGCAAGCGGCGAGAUCGCAGCAAUAGCGAAGCAUCGGUCUCCGUGGAUUCUCGUCACACCACCCGCAUGCCAGUCCCCUCUCAAGAAGUGCCCCGAGACCAAUGUAAGACGGUGGUCUUGUCCGCCCUCGACGAGAUCAUUCGCGAUGUCAUUGAGGAACGAGACCACGACACGCCUGAUGCUACCGUCCACGCCGUGGACCGCGACCGCGAAAGCACUCUCAAAGAGGCUGUUCGGGUUUGGCUCGAGGCUGUUGACCCCAGCGAGCAAGAGUGAACCAAACCGAACCAACCAAGCAGAAAUCCUGCAACUACAAACAACAAGCUGCUAUCUGCAGCGUUCAUGAUGUAAUGACAACUAGCAGACACUAUGGGUCUGCUAGUCCGUGUAUCACCACCAACCACCACAUUUUUUUUCCUUGGUUCACAGAAAGACGCAUAAACUGAGUUGAUACCCCAGGCGAAUAAGCCACGAUUGCUUCUCGAGAAAGGCUCCUGCACCGGCGCGGCAGGGUGCGACGAUGUGCAGCUGGCAUAAGCGGCAUAGGAAGGAACGAACACAUUCGGGUGUUCCGUUUGGCGUUUAACGAGGCAUAGGUUUUAGACGGAUUGGUCUUUUACCAUUUUGUUUAGAGCGGGGGAAUAGGUAUGAUGGGUAGUCAUGCCAGGGGAAUUUUUACUUUUGACCAAGGUCAAGGGACCUUUACUUAGCUAGGAGCGUACACGAAUGAAUAGGGGAAUGGAUCCCUUUCCUAGCAA
Molecule: messenger RNA, 2743 nt
Organism: Colletotrichum phormii
Lineage: Eukaryota; Fungi; Ascomycota; Sordariomycetes; Glomerellales; Glomerellaceae
Exons: 1
Coding region: 21-2261 (746 amino acids)
Cellular component (GO): cytoplasm
Molecular function (GO): ATPase inhibitor activity; protein-folding chaperone binding
Source: RefSeq, a predicted model, not a curated record